Molecule: messenger RNA, 585 nt
Organism: Phaeodactylum tricornutum CCAP 1055/1
Lineage: Eukaryota; Bacillariophyta; Bacillariophyceae; Surirellales; Neidiaceae
Exons: 1
Coding region: 1-585 (194 amino acids)
Molecular function (GO): oxygen binding; heme binding
Source: RefSeq, a predicted model, not a curated record
AUGACAUCUGACCUUUUGGAUCGACUUGGCGGAGAGACUGCUCUCAAAGCCGCCGUCGAUGAAUUCUGUGUUCGACUGCUUGACGAUUCAAACUUGGCUACUUUUUUUGAGGAGGCCAGUAUGCCGGCGUUGAAACGACACCAGUUGGAAUUCAUGAAGAUUGCCUUUUCAGGCGUACCCGACGAUCUGAAUGUCGUCGAUCUUCUGACCAAAAAGCAAAGUCGACUGUUCGCGGAGAAGAAUCUCAACGAGACGCACUUUGAUUUGGUUGCUGGACACUUUGCUCGCGCCCUGGAACAUCUGAAAGUGCCAGAAAGUCUCGUAGAAGAGGCUUCCAGUGUGGUCCUAUCGCUCCGACCAGUCUUCGAAUCAGGAUCAAAGAAAUUCGACGUUGAGGAGAAGGAAUUCGGCGAUUCAAAAUCCGAGACGCUGCUGCAGCGCCUCGGUGGAGCCUCAGCGGUCAGAGCUGCCGACUCGCUCAAAAGUCUCAGUGUUCCUGAACACCUCAUUAAUGAGGCAGUAGAUAUUAUCAGUCCAUUGCGAGCAGCUUUUGAGGAAGGCGCCUUGGAAGCCAAAAGCGUCUGA